Messenger RNA from Formica exsecta, 1803 nucleotides. RefSeq lists its product as uncharacterized. Bases 944 to 1237 code for a protein of 97 amino acids. The record is from RefSeq and is a predicted model, not a curated record. The transcript is spliced from 5 exons. Lineage: Eukaryota; Metazoa; Arthropoda; Insecta; Hymenoptera; Formicidae.
CAGUUCGUGUCGCGCGUCGCCGGUGGAAGGUCGAUUCGCUACCGCUUCCCGUUCCCGCGUCGUCUCGUCCAUCCCGGCGCAUUCCGCGUACAAAGAGUAUCGGGAGUGUCGAAUUUAACGAAUCGUACGAUCGUUGGUAUGUCAACUUGAUCGACGAUCGCGACGCGUUCGUCGAUAUUCGCGAUCGUCGAUGUACGCGAUCGUCGUUCGCGUUUCGAUCGGACCGACCUCCAGUGAUCCACCGUUUGGAAGAAUAUUACGUAUCUCGCGUCCUUCGACGAGCAUCGCGAGUGUUAUUUAGCAUCCGGAUUAGCGAGGGACAUAAUCGGGAUCGUCGAAAGAGAUCGAUCGAGACAGAUCAAUCGAUCCAGUUCGUCUAUAAUAUUCGCGUAACGCCAGCGCGUCCGCCAUGAUUGACGACGAUGUCUUCUCGGAAUUUUAACGUCGGUCCAAAAUCCAUUGCGCGCCAAAAGUGCUGAAUUUACAGUACGAUCGUUUUCAAUUUUCCUACUAGAUCGCGCUAGUGAACGCGUAUCUAUGAUCGAUAUCGACCGCGUCCCGUCAUAGAAAUUAUUGUUGUAUGCGCCCUUCGAAGGUGUUUUACGAAUAUACGUAAUGGAUUCUCGUGAGUGUGAUCGAGUGUCGGGAGUGUCGAAUGAUUUACCAGGCGAUCGUGUGUCAGGUAAUCGGUUCGAUCGCGAUUACACACGUUUGUUGAUACUCGAUAUUGUUCUGCAUUCGUUGGAACAUUGACAUGAGUGACGCAUUAUUCAGCGUGUUUAGCGUUAUUCGCAGUUAUGAGUGUUAGUGUACAAAGAAUCAUCGCGAUAACUACGGAAAGUAUCAAGUAUCAAGGAACAUCGAGAAACAUCGAAGGCUCGAUUAAUGGAUUAAUGGAUUAAUUGAGAGGGAUGACCGCUGUUGAGAGAGUCUCCGUUGUGAGAUGUCUGUGAUUCACGGACGGAUCUCAUCCAGACGGAAAGACAGUGGAACGAACGGUGCUCGCGUUAUCGCUGGCUUCAACCCGGACAUUCGCAGCCCCGACUACGAAGUUAGCAUUCGCCAACGACCCUUUCGUUUCACCCUUAGGGAGAAUUUAACUACUGUAGAAUCCGGACAACUUAUUUCAUCUCUGAUCAACCUUGUGUACAACAAUUCUGCCAUUGCGCAUCGUAUCGAACAAAACCAUCACCGAUUGUCGACGGAUGAAAUUCGAUGCAUUAUGCAAUGUGCAUAAACACGAGCGUGCAGUCACUGUGGACAGUAUACAAAUGAGGUGGGUCUUCGAAGUGUCGACAUACGAACAGCAUAGGGAAAUAUCGCCGAUUUCUCCGCACGAAUCUCUUCCACUUCGAAUAGCUCGUCCGCCGUAUAAUUUCCGCGUCCGAAGCUAUUUCUAUUUUAAUAAAGCCGUUAUUUUUUUUUUCUGGCGGGACGCAGCGGCGACCGCGACAGUAGUUUCCGUUCCGCUGCGCAUGAAAUAAAAUGCACGAUAAAAGCUUGAAUUCUGAUGCGCUUUGCUUUAAUUAAAUUUAUCGCCACCGGUCCUAACAAUAAAAGCGAUUUAUAUUGUCACGAAAUAUAAUAAAAUAUUAUAUAUUGUAUAUAUAUAAUAUUGGAUUAUUCGGAAAGUUUUUUUUCUUGUUUUUUUCCUAUGAAAUUUAUAAAAUAAAUAAAUAUAAACCAAAAAAACUUUCCACACAAUUCAAUAUAUUUGCCAAAAUAAUAAAAUAUACAAUAGUAAUUUAACAUCUUUCUAUAUUGAAAACUUGUAAUAAUUUGAAAAAUUUUAAUAUAUUUAUA